AUGAGGUUACAUUUAGUCAUAUUUGCUCUUCUAGGAGUGGUUUUAGCUGAACUUUGUGUUGCGGUCAUUUUUAAGUUCACAAACUUUGUGUGUGAGAGCUAUAACAAAUCUUGGGUCGAGUUUAAUAACUGUCGCCUGAAGGCCGUAAGUCGUGACAAGGUUGUACUAAAUAUGGACCUAGAAAUUCUGCAUCCCGCCUUCGAUAUACAAACCCUGAUGAAAAUUUACAAAAGAGAAACUGGCUAUAAGCCUUGGCUCAUUGACACCAAAAUCGAUUGGUGCCGAUUCAUGAGAACCAAUUAUGAUCCUGUGGGCAAAAUAGUACUCAGCCUUUUCAAACCAUUUAGCAAUAUCAACCACACGUGUCCAUAUGUGGGCCCACAGAUUAUGAAGGGCGUAGCUCUUAAUCCGGAACUAUUACUUCUACCGUUUCCCACUGGCGAUUACCUUUUGGCAAUAAGAUGAUGACAAAUGUUGUUUGUGAGACCUAUAAUAAAACUUGGUUCG
This is a messenger RNA of Drosophila biarmipes, 507 nucleotides long. RefSeq lists its product as uncharacterized. Lineage: Eukaryota; Metazoa; Arthropoda; Insecta; Diptera; Drosophilidae. The record is from RefSeq and is a predicted model, not a curated record. The transcript is spliced from 4 exons. The coding region runs from base 1 to 465 and encodes 154 amino acids.